UUCUCGUAAAUGUGUUUGUAACAUAAGCGGAUUCACACUUACGUCUUAUCAUAGCACUAGACUACUAGCUCAAGUUAUUUUUCUGUCUAUAUAAAGAUUGCGUCCCUGUGUACUUCAUAGCAAGAAUCAAACUCAUUUUUUACUUGUUCAUCGUACUCACCUUUUGUGCCCCUCAUCCCACUCAUACCCAUCACUUUAUACCAUCGGACUUCGUCAAUUUCAAUUCCUCUUUCAUCAUGAAACUCAUCAUCGUCAUUCUUUCCUUCAGCAUGACCGCGCUGGCUCAGCGGGCAGGUUUGGAAAUGUGGUGUAAUAAUGGUACAGCCGGGGAUGGAGGCUGCGAAGCAAAUGGAGGAGCGACCUUCUGCGUAAGUACAACAGUAGUAUUGAUAAAGGUUGAUUUUAUCUGACUUAUUCUCCUCUAGUGCGCUCAAGACAAGGAACCGGGAAAAUUCGAUAUUAAUCGAAAGACCCUCGGUACUUCUAGAGACCCCGAUGGCAACCCAUGGUGCGGUGAAAAGGGACUGCAAGUAGUCAGAUGCGCCCCUUUGAACUAGGAAGUUGGACACCCUUGGGGAUGACGGUUCGAAAGCCAAUUUACAAGCGCUGGCACUCGGAAGCCCAGCAUCUGGCGUAUGCUGCAUUAUACCCCUUUUCCCCGAUGCUAUACGCGCUUUGUAAAGCAAGAUUUUGGGCUUGAAUGGAAUUAUAGGCAGGAUUGGUGAUGUUUUUGAACGAGUUAUUGCGUGUUUGUUUUCAUGUACAUGGCUCAUAUACCCUUAUUGUUAUUCUUUUGGGGAUACUUGGUACUGUGGUUAUUACAAGGCUUCUGAAGCAAUUGGAUUGGUUGAUCCAGGACUUCGGAUAUCAUGAGGCUGGGAGUUUGGUAUCUUCUGACAUAAUGUUAUCAUCUUGUGGAUGGAUUGCUGAUAGAUGAAUAUACUGGAAUGAAGAGGACACUUUCAAAAAUGA
Messenger RNA from Hymenoscyphus albidus, 972 nucleotides. Lineage: Eukaryota; Fungi; Ascomycota; Leotiomycetes; Helotiales; Helotiaceae. The record is from the annotation of a GenBank genome assembly.